GUUGUUGUCCUUCUUGCGAUUGGGGCGAUAAGCUUCGUCUAAGCGCCAGAUGUUCUUGAGCUUCAUUGAAUAAAGUGGCUUCAUUGAAUAAAGUAGCUCGUCAAGAUAGAAGCACGCCGGGUUUUAAAGGAUCAAAGCGUCCGCCUGGCGAGUUCAAAAUAAAAGUAUGUAAGAUGAAGUCAAAUUUACCAAUACGUAUACGACGAAGAAGUGAUAAACGAAAAUAAUGAACUACCUCAUUUCCAUCAAAAUGUUCUUUCUUUCCCACAACUACUCUCUCGGCCUGGUGCUGCUGCUGCUCAUCGGGUCGGUGGAUUUCGGCACGUGCAGUUUAUUGGAAACAAGGACAACUAAAAGUCAAAAAACUACUGCACCAGAUGAAGCAGAAGAUAUCAAACGCGACUCCUCUUCUCCGCAAGACGAAGAACCUCCACUAGAGGAGCGUGCGUCUUUUAUGGGCGGAGAACCUCAACUUUUGCUGCCAGGCAUGACAUCAGGGGAUGAAGUUAUUGAAGACCUCGUCGGCGUGCAAGCUGAUUUUUCACCUACAUCUGGAAUUUUGUCACAGCAUGAAAAACCUCCACCACCUCCGUCGAGGACCACCACUACAGAGAACAAAACCAUGAAAACGGAGACUAUUCCGCUCAAGCUUUUGAUCACGGCAAAGGGAAGCUUGACGGCGCCGCAAGAUGGACUUGGUGUCGCGCGUCCUGGUAUCAAAUGUAAAAAUGUCUGGGUCUGGAAGAUUGCCAGGUUUGUCAUGCACAUUUUGAAUGACUCCUGAUGUCUGUGAUGCAUGCCCUAGCAUCACAGACUUUGUGAGAGCUUCCUGAUGCCUAUACCGCAUGACAAAUGCUCUUUCCGUGUAGGAAGACUUGGAAUCUAUUUGCUGCUCAUGCAAUACAGAUUUUUUUAGAAUCUACAAUCAGCAUGAGAAGUUGGAUUCUUCCAGACCCAGACAUUUUUACAGUUGAUACCUGGUCCUGGAGGAAGAUCUUGGUGUACCGCGUAUCCUGAGUAAAAACGUACCCACACCAUAGUUGUCAUGCAACUCUGCAUGGUUAAAAUGUUUCUCAUGCGGAGCCCCAUGAGAAGCGUUUUCUAAUGCGGUUUUGAAAUUUGUCAUGCUCCAAUCAGCACGAGAUACUAGAUCUGUAAUGCUGCUAAACUAGCUCAAACAGCACUACACUACGCGGACAAACUUGUCGUGCCAAACAACCAAAGCUGGCUGAUUUGUCUAGCAGAUUCCCCAUCCUGACUCUGGUGUGGAUACGUUUUUACUCAGGAUAGCGCGUCAGCAGCCUCCGCUCUGGAAGAAGAUCUUCUUCACGAUCAUCUUAGCAGAAGAACGGGCAGCGUUUUGAAAUCACAAUCACAACAAGAAACAACUCGUCCUACUUUCCGCUACACGACUACUUCCCUCUUGACGGAGGCGAUGGUUCCGCGUGACCAGCAGUUUACUACAACAGUCUCUUUGCCCUCCACCACGCAGACGAGGUUUCGCGGAGAGUUCGUGAACAACUUAAAGCGACGGGACGAUGAGGAGAAUCUAUGCUAUUGUUCAUCUUACGAAGGGCAGCACGUGAGUAAACUUGUGCUUCCGAGCUGCUCUCAUGCACCAAGCGGCAAUUUGGUGCUGCCAGACGUUUUCUCUACCAGAACAAACAGGUCCUUCGCGACGACAUUCGCAUCCUUAUCUACUUCCUGGGCAGAUCGACUAGCUGCACAAAAUUUCAGCUCAACAACAGGCUCUUCGUUCCUAGAGCAAAAGCGCAAAAAACUCGCUGAAGACGUUGCGGCGAAAUUAUCCGCUGGAACGGCAGCGAUUCUGCUCAGCGACAGCUAUUUGCUGGAUCUACCACGUCGUGGUACUAAAGUUGUACCAAGCAACAAGUACGCGGAAAAUAGUGACAACACCGAGGGCCUUGCAGAUUUAUUCGCAGACCAACUUUCCAUCCAACAACAUGAUCAUUUUCAGCUCCACCACGCCACGACGCAGGACCAGCAACAACUCAAUCUCUGGACCUUGACCGACGAAGAAUUGCAGGUUCUGAGUAAGAAAAUGCUGUCGGAGGAACAUCAGUUUCUGCAAACGAAUAUGAAAUGCAAAAGCAUCGUACUAGUACGAAUUGCAUAUACAAAUUUUCUCAGCAUGAGAAAUGGAAUUUGUAAUGCUGAUUGACCUUAGGAAAAAGAUUUGUAAUGCAUAGUGUGCAAUUAUUACGAGUGCGAUCCUUUUGCAGUGGAUAACGAAGCGCAUCGUGCGGAUUGGGCAGACGGAUCUGGACAGUGCAGAAGGCGCCAUGGCGUUUUUUUCCGCUAGUUUUCUCGACGGCCAAGGGACAAAUGACGCUGCUGGGGCAGACACGCGAAGCUCGUUGGUGCUGCAGCAGAACAGGACUGAGUUCUAUCCACCAAUAAACCGAGAAGAUGACAACUCCAUCCCAAGUGGCCCACCGUUCCGUAUUGUCGGCAAAAAAGAAUGUCGCGGGCUCACGCAAAGACAAUUGGAAGAAAUCGCGGUGCACGAGCAUGAUUUAAUAUUUCCAGCAAAACUACGUUGCGCCCCCUCGUCUUUCCGCCCAAGAAGCAAACUUUCCCCCGUACGACACGACCUCGACCGUCGGGGCGAAAAUAACUUCUUUUUCCACCACGAAAGAUCUGCCGGCCGCGACAGGACGAGAUAUCUGACGACCACCCCGCUGCUGGCACGGGUAGUAGUAUCAACAGCGCAGCAGUGUUCAACAUCUACUGCAUCAUACGAUCCGGCAGAAGUAGAAUCUCCAGAAGCAGGCGCGACACGAACUGACUACAUUGUCAGGCCUGCAGCUGAUCAUGGUUCUUUCGGUGAAAAUGCUGAUUCGUCCGGCGAGCCCAACAAGGAAACUCUGCAAGAACUAGCACAUGAUAGACAGCAGCAAGCAGCCGUGUUUCAACAAUUAUAUCCAACCGCAGCUGCAACUCCCUCUCCACCUUCCGGGUUGGAAAGCAGCUGCACAGACCACGACCAGAACAAGCGGAAAAAUAAAAUGAGUGCUAGACGCUUUAUGGUGCAGAACGCAAAACUAGGAGCAGCGCGUACUACGAUAAGCGGGACGACGAGAGAAGGUAGUGGGUCUCCUGCUGUUUCGCAAGACUUGGCGGGAAAUGGCGAAGGCGAAGCGCAUGUGCCUCCCAGCGGAAAAUUUGCGGCGAGCGAGCUGCUGCACUCGCGGACGGCGGCAAGCAGUGGGUCGUUUGCGACGGUUGAAAAAUAAGUAUGGAACAGGCUUCCCUACGCCCUGAUCCGUUUGCGGGGGCUUUGAUUUUUUCUUGUACUUGUUUAUCCUUUUGGUUUUGGUCGUCGUUUUGCACUCAUGUUCAUGAUGUUCCUUGUCCUUCUGGUAGAGCAUAACUUCGUCAGUCAUUUGUUUUUUAGCUAAAGAAGAUUGAUUUUUACACACAUGUAAUGAUCGCAAGCACGAGACACCGUUUAUCAUUUCGAAACAGAUGCGUAAAUGUCUUCGAAGCACAGGCAAGCACUACAUGCUACUUAUCCAAAGGUUCAGUCAUACAGUCGUAGUUUUGACUUUUUGAUUUACAACCAUACAUUGCAGCACGGCACCAGAGCAGCAGAAAUCUUAUCUUUGCAAUAGGCGUGGGCCUGUAGGCCUAAAUUCCGGUCGGUUGGUCGGUUGGUUGGUUGGUUUUGGACAGACGACAACUGACCGAACCCGCUGCAUUGUGUUUUGUGUUUUUCUGAGAUUCGUCUAUUGUUACUGUUGAAGCUGCCUACCUACCCACCUACCUGGCGUCUUUUCGAUUCAUUGUAGUACCGUGAUCGCACCGACCCACCUACCUACCUAUCCCUUGCCACCCAGAGACAGCUGCCUACUGGCCACGCCUACCGACCUACCCACCCACAUGGUGGGUAGGUGGGGCGAGGGAGCGCGCGCUGCCAAUUGGCCACGCCUACCGACCUACCGACCCACCAGCCUGGUGGGUCGGUGGGGCGAGGGAGGGCGCGCUGCCUAUUGGCCAGCACACCUACCGACCUACCCACCCACCUCGCUGGUGGGUGGGUGGGGCGAGGGAGCGCGCGCUGCGUAUUGGCCGCGCCUACCGACCUACCCACCCACCAGCCUGGUUGAUGGGUGCGGCGAGCAAACGCUGCCUAUUGGCCACGCCCACCGACCUACCCACCCACCUCGCUGGUGGGUGGGUGGGGCGAGCCAGGCAGCGAGCGCUGCCCCUUGGCCACGCCUACCGACCUGCCCACCCACGAGCCUGGUGGGCGGAUGGGGCGAGCGUGCGCUGCCUAUUGACCACGCCUACCGACCUACCCACCCACCUCGCUGGUGGGUGGGUGGGGUGAGCGUGUGUUGCCUCUUGGCCACGCCUACCGACCUACCCACCCACCUGCCUGGUGGGUGGGUGGGGCGAGCGCGCGCCGCCUAUUGUCCACGCCUGCCGAGCGACCUACCCACCCACCAGGCAGGUGGGGGUGUGGGGCGAGCGUGCGCUGCCUACUGGCCACGCCUACCGACCUACCCACCCACCUGCCUGAUGGGGGGGGCGGGGCGAGCGUGCGUUGCCUAUUGGCUACGCCUACCGCCCUAGACCCACCCACCCAGCUGCCAAGCGGGGGGGGGGCGGGGGCGAGCGUGUGUUGGCUACUGGCCACGCCUACCGACCUACCAACCCACCUGCCAAGCGGGGGGGGAGGGGGUGGGGCGAGCGUGCGUUGCCUAUGGCUCAACUUAUUAGCAGGGGGUUUGCAAGCAAGCGACUCGCGCAGCGAAGGGGUUGCGCAAAAAGCCUCCCUCGGCAUGACCCAGCGGGGGCUGAUCCAAAUUUUGCGCGAGUUUGUCUCUAUUUCCCAAGUGUGUUUCGCUUGGGUUGAGGAAGCGCAGGUCGUGGCUGGAGAAAAAUGCAGCACUGGGGCCCCGACCUCUUUCUAUCUCACAGGCGCAAACUCUCACGAGGCCCCCCGGAGCUCCGAUCGCGUCCACGCAGCACAGAUUUGCGUCUGCAGCGAGCUGCGCGCAACACUGAUUUGCGUUGCGCGCAACACAGAUUUGCGUCCACGCAGCACAGAUUUGCGCGCAGCGCCGAUUUGUGCUGCGCGCACGCAGCGGAGCUUUGUGUCUGCGGCGAGCUGCGCGCAGCACAGAUUUGUGGCGCGCGCAACACAGACUGGCGUCCACGCAACACAGAUUUGUGUCUGUGUUGCGUGGACACAUCGAACUCUCCUUCUGCCGAGACCUUUCUGCCGCCCUGGCGGAAGUGCCUACUGGGCGGCGAUAGGAUGUGGCGCCACCAGCCUCGCAGGGGCGGGCUGCAGCCCCGGUAGGGAGGCAGGUGCGCCGCACGCCCCGACCACCCCCCUAUCGCGUUUCGCCCUCCUUGCCGUUGCGGUUGUCUUCUAAAUUCAAAACCGAUAUGCGUUUUUCCAUAAUUCGUAAAUUCGGUCAGUUGUCGUCUGUCCAAAACCAACCAACCAACCGACCAACCGACCGGAAUUUAGGCCUACAGGCCCACGCCUACUCUAUCUUUGAUACAGUCUGUCGAGCUGCUGUUAACUACAUCUGCACAACUGCAAAACCCACGUCUGCUCUGCCAUAAAGUGGAAAAGAAAAAUGUACCGGAAAUAUUUCCAAUCGCGGCCAGGCUGUUGAAAUUGAAAUUGUGGAUACUAAGCGUAUUGCUUUUUUCUCCAUUGUGCUCGGAGGUGGG
Molecule: messenger RNA, 5715 nt
Organism: Amoebophrya sp. A120
Lineage: Eukaryota; Dinophyceae; Syndiniales; Amoebophryaceae
Source: the annotation of a GenBank genome assembly